AUGUCUAACAAUGGAAACCGUAAAAGAAAAACACUCCCACCAUCCGGACGUCCUGGGAAAGUACGAAAACCUCGCAAGAAUCUUUCAGAAGAUGAAGAUAGCAAUGAUUCUUUAGUAUCAGAUCAAGUUCAGGAACCACAAAGGGAGCCUUCUCCUCUUCCCGAUGAACCAACAGAAAAGUUACCGGAGGAAUUACUAAAGACUUUUUACAAAACCCCUGGUGUAUUGAUGAUUGCUGGUCUCGUAUCCUGGGAUUUAGUGGCAAAAAGAGACAAUAACCCAUCCAAGAAGACACAUCCAAACUUAUAUACAUUCCAUAAGUUUACAGAUCGCAAGUACAGACUAAUAAUUAGUGGUUGCAGUGCUGGUCAUUCAAUCCUCGUCUCUGAAGAAGGAGAAGCCUAUACUUUUGGGCGCAAUACUUGUGGGCAACUCGGCUUCGGUGAUACCACAACCCGCAAUGUGCCGGAGCUGGUGCCCACGCUCAAAGGCUUUAAUAUAAUACAUGCUGCUGUUGGCAGGAACCACAGCUUAUUUGUGACUGAUACGGGUACAGUAUACGCUUGCGGCGACAACAAGAGUGGGCAAUGUGGCCUCGGAAAUACUACGCCGCUAAUACUCAAGCCGACGCGAGUCAGAUAUACUGGUGCUCCAGUAGUGAAAGUCGGUUGUGGUGCGGAGUUCUCCAUGAUCUUGGACUGUAAUGGAGCUCUACACUCGUUUGGCCUGCCAGAAUAUGGCCAACUGGGUCACAACACUGACGGGAAGUAUUUCGUCACAUCCACCAAACUUUCUUACCAUUUCGAGACUGUCCCCAAACACGUUGCUUUCUUUUUUGAAAAAUCUAAGGAUGGCCAUGUGACACCCAUCAAAGAUGUCAUUAUAGUUGAUUUUUCAUGUGGAAAUAAUCAUACGGUGGCGAUAGACUCUCGCAAGCGCGCGUUCAGCUGGGGUUUCGGCGGGUUCGGGCGGCUCGGGCACGCGGAGCAGAAGGACGAGAGCGUGCCGCGCCUCAUCAAGUACUUCGACUCGGCGGCGCGCGGCGUGCGCGCGGUCUACUGCGGCGCCACCUACAGCCUCGCUGUCAACGAGCUCGGUGCUCUCUUCAUGUUCGGACAAACAAAGCGCACUGGUGAAGCUAAUAUGUACCCCAAGCCUGUACAAGAUCUCACAGGCUGGAACAUACGGAGCGUGGGAACAAGUAACACGUCCAUCGUGAUCGCAGCUGACGACUCUCUCAUCGCUUGGGGCGUCUCCCCUACAUAUGGAGAACUGGGUACGGGCGAUAUAAACAAGUCGACUGCUCGGCCCAAGGAAGUGACCCGGAUGGACGGCCUCAACAUAACGCAGGUCGCCAUGGGCUACUCCCACACUCUGCUUCUCUCCGACGACUCAUCUGAAGAAGUUAAGACUAAACUCGCUUCUAUUCCAACAUUUGACCCU
Brenthis ino (lesser marbled fritillary) is the source of this 1443-nucleotide messenger RNA. The record is from the annotation of a GenBank genome assembly. Lineage: Eukaryota; Metazoa; Arthropoda; Insecta; Lepidoptera; Nymphalidae.